UUCAUCCCUGUUUGCUUGUUUCAGCUUUGUGUUAGUAGAGUUUCAAAAACAUGUUUGAAGCAAAAGUUGAAAAGGCCUCUUUUUUUAAAAAAAUUGUUGACGCUGUUAAAGAUUUAAUUGAAGUGGCCAAUGUAGAAUGCGGAGACACCGGAUUAUCAAUGCAAGCUAUGGAUAGUUCUCAUGUCUCUUUAGUUUUCUUGUCUAUAAGCAAGAAAGGCUUUUCUUUCUAUCGUUGCGACCGAGCUCGGCAGAUGGGUAUUAAUUUUGGAUCCUUGGCAAGGAUCUUAAAAUGUGCCGCAAAUGAUGAUGAGUUCACUCUCAAGCAUCAAAUAGAUGACGCCACUGUUAGCUGUCUUCUUGAGAGUAAAGUGGCAGACAAGGUUUCCGAGUUUGCGAUGAACUUACUUGAGAUUGAUGAAGAGCGUUUAGGCAUUCCCGAUAAAGAGUACGACUGUAAAGUUACUAUCCCGUCUAUUGAAUUUCAAAGAAUUUGCCGCGACUUAAGUAAAUUCAGCGAUACUGUCUCAGUAAAAUGCUCUAAAGAUGGGAUUAAAUUUUCUGCUGCGGGUGAUAACGGUACUUGCAAUAUUGUACUCGGCCAAUCCUCUUGUGUAGAUAAAAGCGAGGCGUCGGUCGUCAUUGAUUCGAAGAAGACUGUUGAACUUAAUCUUGCGUUAAGUUUUCUUACAACAUUUACGAAAGCCACACCACUUUCUACCAGCGUUGUUCUCCAUCUUCACCACGAUAUGCCGUUGGUGGUAGAGUAUGCUUUGGAAGAUUGUGGCCACAUUAAAUACUAUUUAGCCCCCAAAAUCGAGGAUGAUGCUGAGCGUUAA
Messenger RNA from Zophobas morio, 836 nucleotides. RefSeq names its product proliferating cell nuclear antigen-like. NCBI's taxonomy places the organism in Eukaryota, Metazoa, Arthropoda, Insecta, Coleoptera, Tenebrionidae. Gene Ontology annotation, biological process: leading strand elongation; regulation of DNA replication; mismatch repair. Bases 51 to 836 code for a protein of 261 amino acids. The record is from RefSeq and is a predicted model, not a curated record. Gene Ontology annotation, molecular function: DNA polymerase processivity factor activity; DNA binding. Gene Ontology annotation, cellular component: PCNA complex. The transcript is spliced from 5 exons.